UGUCUUUUUUUAAAUAGAUAAAUGUUUUCAGAAGUUUUCAGAAGCACUGCAGAAGCAGGACAGAAGAAGCUCCAUGAUACUGUAGAUAAGCAUUAACGCAUUAACAUGAGGAUCCCCGCCCUCGUGGUUCACCUGCGCUGGUCGGUGCGCGCGGCGGCGGAUUUAGUGCGCAGACUCUGUAGCGCUCCUCCAGCGCUCACAAGCGAGGCGGCAGAAAACCAACAGCGGCGGCGCCUUUGAAUCUCUCUCCCCGGUCAGACUCUCGUGUAAACUGACACAGAGUAGACCACAGAUCCUGAGAGUCUGAAGGUUUUGUCUGAGCGUGAUGCACGUAGUUGGAGUCGCCAAACAAAAAGCUGCAGCCAAACUUUUCAGCUCGAGGAGCAACACAACUUCCCUCAACUGUUUUUUUUUUUCCCCUGAGUGGAUGUAAGAAGAUUGUCGGCUUCUGUGCGGCUGACUUGGGACUAACAACACAGAAUGCACAGGCGCUGUUUUGAGCAGAUGUCCACGACCUCUAGAUCAGCAGCUCCCCGUGACGCACCGAUGACUUUUCCCUUUUGUCUUGGACAACUUUGUCGUUACGCGCAGGUGCGUCUGCGCUCUUGAGGCGCACUAACAUGCUUCUAAGAUAACAGCUUUUAAGAGAACUGCUUUAUCUGACGCGUGCUCCAGCUUUCUUUUCGCUCACUCAUUCUAUCAAAUAAGACACUACACUGACAAUUAUGGCGCUUUGGUAUCAGAGUUGAGAUCCAUCCCGGCUUUAACGCAGAAAGCAUGCUGGGAAGCCCGUCCAAUAACGGCGGUGUGAGGAUGCUCGCUCCCCCCGCGGCCGACGACGACAGGCGCGUGGAGUUCGUGGCGCUGGCGGCUGUAAACACAGAACCUCCAAGUCCUGAGCGUGCGCAGCCUUCACAGCGCACCGGCCUGUUGGGGACUCCGUUCCCCGCUCCCCCCGGACCCCGAGCCACCACAUCCGCCUCCAGCAAGCGCUACCGUAAGAUCCAGAACUUCCUCUACAACGUGCUGGAGAGGCCAAGAGGAUGCGCCUUCAUCUACCACGCGUUCAUUUUCCUGCUGGUGUUCAGCUGUCUGGUGCUCUCUGUUUUCUCCACCAUUCCCACUCAUCAGGAAACUGCCAACCAGGGCCUCUUCAUCUUGGAGUUUGUGAUGAUCGUGGUGUUUGGAUUAGAGUAUAUUGUGAGGGUUUGGGCAGCUGGCUGCUGCUGUCGAUACAGAGGAUGGCAGGGUCGUCUCCGUUUUGCCAGGAAACCCUUCUGCGUUAUAGACUUUAUCGUGUUUGUGGCAUCUCUGGCUGUGAUAGCGGCUGGAACGCAGGGGAACAUCUUUGCCACAUCGGCUCUACGCAGUAUGCGCUUCCUGCAGAUCCUGCGUAUGGUGCGCAUGGACCGCAGAGGAGGCACCUGGAAACUACUGGGAUCUGUAGUCUAUGCACACAGCAAGGAGCUUGUCACAGCAUGGUACAUUGGCUUCCUGGUGCUGAUAUUUGCCUCAUUCCUGGUCUAUUUGGCUGAAAAGGACAUCAACACAGAGUUCUCUACCUAUGCAGACUCCCUCUGGUGGGGAACUAUUACCCUCACCACAAUUGGCUACGGUGACAAGACUCCACACACAUGGCUCGGUCGGCUUCUAGCAGCUGGCUUUGCCCUGUUGGGGGUCUCUUUUUUUGCCCUGCCUGCAGGAAUUCUCGGUUCAGGUUUUGCACUGAAGGUGCAGGAGCAGCACAGACAGAAACACUUUGAGAAGAGGAGAACUCCAGCAGCCACUUUAAUACAGGCAGCAUGGCGUCUCUAUUCUACAGAUGCUCGUCAUUCAUAUCUCACAGCCACCUGGUACUUCUAUGACAGUAUGCUCCCGUCCUUCAGAGAAUUGACGUUACUGUUCAGUCACCUUCAACGGCAACGUAACACCAAGAAGUUUCUUCACAACUACCACACGCUGCUGUCAGGGCUUCGGCCCUACAGUUCCCUCUAUGUGUCGGGGGACAGUGGGAAGAUUGGAUUUCGUGACCGCAUUAAGAUGAACAGUUCACGCUCCACUCAGGCACUUCGGAGCAAGGUUUCUUCCCCUGUACCACCAGGGAGUGUGAGGCAGUCCCCAAGCAACGAGAACGUACCGGAAUCCACCAGUCCUACUAAGGUGCAGAAGAGCUGGAGUUUUAACGAUCGAACUCGCUUCCGCACUUCCUUGCGGCUGAAAGCGCGCCCUGCUACAGAUGUAGAAGGAGUAGGGGAAGAAAACACAGAGGACAAGUCAUACUGUGAUGUUGCUGUAGAGGAUGUCAUCCCAGCAGUGAAGACUCUGAUUCGAGCUGUUAGGAUCCUGAAGUUUUUGGUCGCCAAGCGCAAGUUUAAAGAAACGCUACGACCCUAUGAUGUGAAGGAUGUGAUCGAGCAGUAUUCAGCUGGACACAUAGACAUGCUGGGCAGAAUUAAGAGCCUGCAGAUGAGGGUAGAUCAGAUUAUAGGCCGUGGUGCUGUUCUGUCUGAUAAAAGGGGAAGGACAGAAAAAGGUGAAAAGACUCCUCCGGAACUGGAUCCACUGGACGAGCUGAGCAUGAUGGGACGUGUAGUUAAGGUGGAGAAACAGGUGCAGUCCAUUGAGAACAAGCUGGACCUGCUGCUGAACUAUUAUUCUCAGUGCCUAAAAAAGGGCUCGUCCCAUUUCACACUGUCCUCCUUACUGGAGCCUGACCUCACCUCUGACUACCACAGUCCCACUGACCAGAGAGAGCUCUUCCCCUCUGCGAACACACUCAACAUCUCCCAUUCAGACAGCGGCAACAUGGAGUGAGACCUCAAGGAAGAUGAGCUGGGACUGCAGCCACGGGACAUGCAGCCAGGAGCUUCAACUCUUUUCUUUUCAGCCUUUCAAAUGCUCCAGCCAUUAUCACAUUCUGACAUGGCGUCGGCUACCUCUACACUGAUGUAUGACUUUAAGAUGUUUUAUGACUCGAGUCUGCACCUUGUUACGACCCCAUUAUGAUGUUUAUGUCCAUCAAUAUUUGAAUGUUAUGAAUGUACAAUUAGUUUGUUUGCCUAUUAUCAGCACUAGACCUUUGUUUCUUUUUAUUUCUGAAUCCAGUAUUUGUCACAUAAUAUGCACCUCAUAUUUAAUAUUCAUGUCUUUUGUUGUUCUAAGUCACUUAAAGACCUCUACCUUUGUGCUCAUCUGCAUUUUCUAAAAUUAUUAUUUUCAUAUGUAUGUGGUGUUAAAAGAAGUCUGUGUGUAAACACUGAUAUGUCCUGUGAAGAAAAAUAAGUGUAUAAGAUAUUAAGAGCUAAAGAGGUUUUUCUUUAGUUCUUGUGUCCUGGUAACAUUUCAGUCUUCCGAAGGAGGGGCAUGGAGCACUGUAAAACACUAAUGACCACUAAAAACUGUUUCAUUUCCUGUCACCUCUUCCAUCUCUUAAAACCCCACAAAUGUCUUUGUAUUACAUUUUAUGCACAUUUCAUUUGUCCUUUAUUUCUCAAUGCUGUGAUAAUAAUUCUUAACAUGGAAUAGUUCUUUUUGCUGUUUUAUUUUGUUAAAAUCUGUACACUUCAAUAAGAAUUCUAUUUUUCUGAGAUUACGGAUUUAAUCUUCAAAUGAAUUUGAAUGGAGUUUGAA
This is a messenger RNA of Tachysurus fulvidraco (yellow catfish), 3630 nucleotides long. Its product is annotated as potassium voltage-gated channel subfamily KQT member 4. Bases 778 to 2814 code for a protein of 678 amino acids. The record is from RefSeq and is a predicted model, not a curated record. Gene Ontology annotation, biological process: transmembrane transport; potassium ion transport. The transcript is spliced from 14 exons. Gene Ontology annotation, cellular component: membrane. Lineage: Eukaryota; Metazoa; Chordata; Actinopteri; Siluriformes; Bagridae. Gene Ontology annotation, molecular function: voltage-gated potassium channel activity.